Molecule: messenger RNA, 345 nt
Organism: Pelobates cultripes (western spadefoot toad)
Lineage: Eukaryota; Metazoa; Chordata; Amphibia; Anura; Pelobatidae
Source: the annotation of a GenBank genome assembly
AUGGCACCCAACAACCCAGUCACUCAGCGGGGUGAAGGGGUACUCGCCCUGGACUGGGAAACUUGGUUCCUGAAGACAUUUGAUGACAUCUGCCAGCAGUUCUGGAGGAGAGUGGAGGUGCGGAGUCGGCAACCGACUAUACCUGCUCCCAAGACGCAACAGACAGGCAGAGCUCUGGCACGGCACCCUACUCCCAAGCGGAGGAUCAAGUGGCCCCGAACAUCAGCCUGUAGAAAGCGUAAGCGGAGGAUACACCGCCGCCCAAGACCAUGGGACUUACACCCCACGGCGGACCCCUCCAAGAACAGCAUAGGACCCCAGCAUGAUCCAGGUUGGAGAGGGUGA